This is a messenger RNA of Metarhizium acridum CQMa 102, 546 nucleotides long. The record is from RefSeq and is a predicted model, not a curated record. Lineage: Eukaryota; Fungi; Ascomycota; Sordariomycetes; Hypocreales; Clavicipitaceae.
AUGCCGCUCGCGACACCAAGCCCUUCAAGGAGCCCGCAGCCGAUAGGUCGAUCUUCUGUGUACGCAACGACGGUGUAUUACUACGGAGACUUUGCCGACGCUGACGCAUGCCUCUGGUCCCGAGGCAAGGAUCCCAAGACGAUCGGCGCCUAUCGCGUCCUGAACAAGGAUGACUAUGACGCUGGUAUCCGGGCUCUCUACCAAGGAAAUCAGAUGUAUAAUCGAUAUGGGCUGAUGAUCCGCCUCAAUGAAAUCCGCGUCUCAGACGAUGAGGACAAGGAGGGGACCGAGCUCAUUGAACAACUCUCGAAUUCAAAUGAAGGCCGCUUGCGACUGCCCGGCGAAUCCCUCGACCUGGCCAAACGCGAGUUCACGACAGCGUUUGUGCUAGAAUUCUCCGACGAAAUUAACCAGGCUAUUCAGGAGGCAAGGAGCAAGCUUAGCGUAGCCUGGGACCAAGCCAGGGAUGCUAAUGUCAAUCAGCUUGCCAACCUUUCGGGGUGGUUCCGCGGAAAGACGGAGGAGAAGUACUACCAAACCUGGUAA